This is a messenger RNA of Amphimedon queenslandica, 719 nucleotides long. RefSeq names its product protein-methionine sulfoxide oxidase MICAL2-like. The transcript is spliced from 3 exons. Lineage: Eukaryota; Metazoa; Porifera; Demospongiae; Haplosclerida; Niphatidae. The record is from RefSeq and is a predicted model, not a curated record. The annotation marks the transcript as partial.
CUCCUUUCUCUCCCUCUCUUUUGCAAUGGCUACAUCAGCUCCAGUUACAGCAGGGGACAGAGACAGCUCUGAAGGUUACCGCUCGCUAGUUGAUCCAGCAGAAAUAUUCACAUACUUCACAGAGAAGGCCUGGGACGUACCGCAGAUAAUUGGCUCUUUCUCUUUGCUCAAAGACAAACUGGGCAUAGAUAAGGAGGCGUAUGGAGUCUCCCUUUAUCACUCUUUGAAGAGCAAACUAACGCACUGGAAGGCAAAGACCCUCUGGGAGCUUCUGGACAAGAAAGUUCAACUUAACGAGUAUAAGAACCAAAAGGCGUGUCAAGGUACCUCGGUAUGCGUUGUUGGGUGUGGUCCCGUUGGGAUGAGGUUUGCUAUUGAGGCUGCAUUGCUAGGCUGUGACAUUGUCGUUGUGGAGAAGCGACCUUAUUUCUCUCGCAACAAUGUUUUGCAUUUGUGGCCAUUCACUAUUGACGACUUGAAGAGGCUAGGGGCUAAGAAGUUUUAUGGACAGUUUUGUGCUGGCUCUCUUGAUCAUAUCAGCAUCAGAUCGCUCCAGUCAAUACUACUAAAGACCUCACUCAUGUUUGGGGUAAGGAUUUAUUUCGGCAUCGAGUUCGUUAAAAUUAAAGAACCCGGGGGUGGGAGGGCAUGGCAUGCUGACUUUCUCCCUAGCAACCAUCCACUUAACGACAUAGACUUUAGUGUCCUGGUUGGUGCGG